Messenger RNA from Notolabrus celidotus (New Zealand spotty), 2777 nucleotides. RefSeq names its product cyclic AMP receptor-like protein A. Gene Ontology annotation, cellular component: plasma membrane. Lineage: Eukaryota; Metazoa; Chordata; Actinopteri; Labriformes; Labridae. Gene Ontology annotation, molecular function: G protein-coupled receptor activity; cAMP binding. Bases 320 to 1228 code for a protein of 302 amino acids. The record is from RefSeq and is a predicted model, not a curated record. The transcript has 14 exons. Gene Ontology annotation, biological process: cell surface receptor signaling pathway; adenylate cyclase-activating G protein-coupled receptor signaling pathway.
CGAUAAGUAACGACUCACGCUGCAUUAUUUUUAAUACACAUUCAGAAGACUAUCGAUGUGUGAUGAUUUUAACAGUAAAACGAGCAACAGGAACCUUCUCCUUGAUAGGAUGUUCCAGAGCUUCAGGGCUUUGACUGCAAAUGAAUGCUAAGCCAUCUCGAGUUCUCAGCAGUGCCUCAGGAGUGUAGAGAAGGCCUCCACCCAAGGAUCUCAUGCUGCAUGAUACUGGCUCCUAUGUGACCAAGAGGUCAAAUACCAGUGAAAGGUCCUGGGUGGAGAGGCUGAAAUUCAUCAAAGCACGCAGAGAUAUAGCCUUUUCAUGCUGUUUGUGAUCUGGCUGCUUCGGAGGUAUCAUUCUUUGGCUCAGAAAAUGAUUCUCAGCCUGACUGUAGCAGCCUUCUUUGACAGCACAGCGUAUGUCAUGGGGGAGUCACAUCCAGAUGGAUCGCUUUGUGACUUCCAGGCCUGGUGGCUAACGUAUUUUGACUGGAGUGCCUUGGCCUGGGUUUGCCUCAUUACAGUGAACCUGUACCUCAACCUGGUCAGAGAAGUAAGCACCAACAAAUAUCAAAUGUUGUACCAUGUGAUGGCGUGGGGGGUUCCUCUGGUCAUGGCCUCUCUGCCGCUGUUAAAGGGUCUCUACGGCCCCGCAGGAGCCUGGUGCUGGAUCACAGACGCUCACGUAGCCUGGAGAUUUGGGAUAUGGUACGUGCCUCUGUUCAGCCUCAUCUUCCUGAUGAUCUGCUGCUACGCCAGGAUCAUCUGCGUGGCCAAUAAAAGGAUGCAGUCGUGGCUGGGAACCUUCAACCCAGAGAGAGAGAGACGAAAGGUUUCCUUGGCGGAGGAGAUCAAGCCGUUGAAGUGGUAUCCCUCCGUCUACUUGCUGGUGUCUAUCUUCCCACUCAUCAACAGGCUUCAUAAUGCCGUCUACCCAAAGGAUCCCUCUUUCCCUCUCACCCUGUUGCACGUCCUGUCAGCACCACUCCACGGCUUGGCCAAUGCCUUUGUGUUUGGUCUGGAUAGAGACUGGUGGAGCCUACUGAGCCCUACUGGCAUGCAGCUGGCUCUGCAGUCGCGGCUGUGUGACAGGACCCGGAUCGGAGAGUACCACCCCGGGGCGGUGCGCUACACGCAGGCUGACCUGGUCGACCUCAGCGAUGACGACGACGAUGACACCAACGUGCUCUUCUACUCCCCUGACAUGACCCUGAAAGACAGAGGGCCCUGAGAGAGGGAGUGGAAGAGAAGGGAGAGGAAGAGAGAGAGACAAAAGGAGCACGGAGGAGGGUCAGAGCUUCAGAGAGAGACGCAGCGGAUUAGAAACUGAGAAGGAGGAAGAAGAGAGGUAGGGAGGGAAGGGGAGGGAAGAGGAGGGAAGAUCGGGGGGACAGCCAGGCAGAUAGAAGCCGGAGAUGAGCUGUCAGGUUCCAUUAUUAAUCCCCAUCCUUUACUAUUUAAUAUCCUAAAGACACACACACAUACUGAGCAGAGAAGUGCUCCCUGCUAUACUACCAUCACAGAGGAGCAGCUCCAGAGAUCCUCCUAAUGUUAAAGGCGUCUGCAGCAUUCUUAAGGUCUUAAAACAAUUUCCCUCUCUGCAUCGCCCUCUUGACUCUUUGAGUUCUGCAGGAGAAGGAAAAAAUGUUAAAGAGUGCAGUCAUAACAAGGUGUUAGUUUAGCAUUCGCUGCGAUUACCUUUUCACUUCACUGCAGGGGGGCGAGGUGAAAAGCAGGCCUUUAAAGAAAGAGCCCUGUGUGUUAGACGUGAGAGUAAGUGUACUGAGAUUGGUUUGGGUACUGAAUAAUUUUCUUGCCAACAGUGUAGCUUCAUGAGAGGGGUUGAAACAGACAGGACUCGGAAGGGCAAAUAAGUCCCACAGCACGAGUCUCUCCUUCCUGGUGCAGUAUUUAUUUUCUCUGUAUCCUCUUUACAUAUGGUAUUGUUGAAAACUUUCGCACACCUUUGAAAUGUUGUUUUUUUUUGUAUUUUUUUAUGAAAUAAUACAUUUAUUUGUUAUACUGUAUUUAUAACAGAUCAAUGUACCCUCUAUAUUUAAGUGUACACUCUAUUUUUGUACGUGCCUUGGGACUGGAAUAUGGAGGAAACGCUUCUCAUGGUCAGAAACCUGCUGCUCUCCAGAGACAGUCGAGCAGAGCCUGAUUCAAGACAUUCAGCCUUAUGAACAACAAGAACAUGUGACAAGUCAAGUACACUCCCACACACACACACACACACACACACACUCACAUACGCACGCACGCACACACAUGGGAGCAAACACACAUUACUUCUCUUGUCAAAGCAGGUUGGAAAAAGAUGACACACACACACAAGGAACCCACGACAACAGCCUUCGGUGUUCAUCAUCUCUCUGCCCUCGUCUUUGGCACUGAGGGGACGAAUCUGAGGUGUGAUUGGCAGAACAAUACCAUCAGUUUUUUAUUCAACCUCAGUCCUUUUUUGGUUUCGCACAUAUUCGGGUGGUGUUUGUCACAUUUGGUGCGUGCUCCCGCCUGUCAGCUUCCUCUUUGACAAGGUGAACUAAUGAACCUACACUUGACCCUUUUUACCCCUAAGGUGUUGAACUUAUCAGCUGGGGUGUUAGUGACACCUGAGUGCAACUUCAGUCCACAAGAGCUCCACCACUGUAUUACACACACACACUCAAACACACACACUUGCACUAUGCCCCUUCCCUUCUCUUGGCACUGCUGCUGCUUUUACUUGACUGUGCACUCCAUCAAAUAAAUGAGCAGGAGAGACAUUUCAUAACAAA